GGCAGAUCGAGGAGAAGCAUGAAGAAUAUACCCGGUAUCUAAGCUGACAGAGGGGAAAAGCAUCUCGUCUUCCCUCACUGAUUAGGGGCCGACUGGAAGCGGAGGGAAGCAGCGGGGCUGAGAACAGGAUGGAGGAGAAGAAGAAGCAGUUUCUUUGUGGAGUGGUGGAAGGAUUCUAUGGGAGACCUUGGUCUAUGGAUCAGAGGAAAGUUCUCUUUCAAUGGAUGCAACAUUGGGGGUUGAACACCUACCUGUAUGGUCCGAAAGAUGACCUAAAGCACAGACUGCUGUGGAGAGAAGUGUAUUCUCCUGAAGAGGAGAGUCAGUUGCAUACUCUCAUAGUGGAGGCCCAGUCGAGAGGCCUGAGGUUUGUUUACGCCCUCUCUCCUGGUCAGGACAUCGUCUUCUCUUCUCCCUGUGACCUGACACUGCUCAAACGCAAGCUGAGACAGGUAUCAGACCUGGGUUGCCAGGCAUUUGCCAUUCUGUUUGAUGACAUCGAUCACUCCAUGUGUCAGGCUGACAGCGAGGCCUUCUCUUCAUUUGCCCACGCUCAGGUCAAUGUAACAAAUGAGAUCUAUCGGUUCUUGGGGGAACCACCAGUCUUCCUCUUUUGCCCAACAGAAUACUGUGGUUCUCUGUGUUCUCCCAGUAUAUCUAAGUCUCCAUACCUUCAGACUGUUGGAGAGGACCUACUGCCCAACAUAACAGUAAUAUGGACGGGCAAUAAGGUCAUCUCUAGGAAACUUUCUGUAGACUGCCUGGCUGAGGUGGAAUCUGUCCUCCAGCGCCCCCCGCUCAUCUGGGACAACCUGCACGCUAAUGACUACGAUUCCCGACGUCUCUUCCUGGGGCCUUUCAAGGGUCGAGAGCCUCAGCUGAGGAGCCACCUUAGGGGCCUGUUGCUCAACCCUAACUGCGAGUUUGAAGCCAACUACAUCCCACUGCAUACGCUGGGGAGCUGGUACAGAGCCGGAAAAAAGGAAUGGAAGGAUGAGGAGUGUGAGUACUGUCCUGAUAGAGCUCUGUCUUCUGCACUACACGAUUGGAUGGAGGAACUCAACCAACCACUGCAAGCAGGUCGGCAGAGCACACGAGCAGACCAGCGUUCCUCUGAUCCAAUGUCUCGCUGCAAACCUCCGGACAGAUCGGACUGCCCCUCCACAAUCAGAGGGACCUCUGCUGUGGCCAAACUCCCGGUCUUCCCCCUGAACUCCAGCUCACCCCCACCGUCACCCACUAAGCUCAAGGGGCAGAGGGAGGGGCGAGACAGUGAGGAGAAGAGGUCAAACCAGCCUAGUCAAAAUCACCAGCCUCCAGGAACCAGACCGGGAGCACCUUCAGCUGGAAGCCGGGGACAGAAGGCCCAGGGUCGGGGGGUCUGCAGUGGGAAGGGCCUGCUAAGUGAGUCCCAGGUGCGGCUGUUGGUUGGGCUUCACUUUCUUCCCCAUGAACACGGCCCAUCUGCCCAGAAACUGCUACAGGAUCUGACCUGGCUUAAAACAAACUGCAACCUGGUUAGCGCUAACAGUAAGAAGACACCGCCUCAGAAGCUUGAUGAGUGGCGUGGUCGGGCCUCCAGGUUCCUGUCACUUUGUGAAGACAUAGCGCAGCUCCACUGCAGCGUGGUGGCCGGGGCCAACAGGGCUGUGCUCUAUGACCUCUACCCCUAUGUGUGGGACCUGAGGAACACCGCCCUGGUGGCAAAGGCCUUCAUAUGCUGGCUGGAUGGACGAGUGUUGAGUGACAGCUCCACCCUGGGUUCCUGGAGGAACUGCUUCCACUGGUGUGGGAAGACCACAGGGGCGGACCUACUGGGAGUUGAGUCAGAGCCAUGGGUGUUCAAAGGGGGUGUGUCUGGGGAGGUGCAGAUGCUUCUCCCAAUAGGCAGCAACAGUGAACUCUUCAGUCAUCCUCCUCCUCUCUUCCCUACCUCUCGUCUCUAUAACAUCAGGCCCUACCACAACAAGGACAAGGUGGAGUUGUAUCGGAUGGUCCGCCAACUUCACCUGAGGACUCAGGGUGGCCAAGAGUCCAGUGUUGCUCACCCAGAUGUCGUAGGAGACAGAUGUCUCGGACCGUGCCUGGCGUUGUGCCCCGAGUACAGCUUCAUCCUGGAGGAUGAGCUGGGUGUGUGUGGCUGUGUGUUGGGUGUCUUGGAUGUUCGCUCCUUUGCCAAACGGUGCCAGGCCAGCUGGAUGCCUGCCAUGAGGGACAAAUACCCACCCAAAGGAGGCAACACACACCCCAACACACAGGACUUGAUCCAGCUGAUGGAGGAGGACCAGGGUGAGUACCCGGACUCUCUCCUCUAUCACUUCCCCUCUCAGCUGCGACUGGAUGCCCUGCCUGAGCUAGUGGACAUCAGCGUCAGCCGCACCCUGCUAACCGCCCUCCUCACUGCGCUCAAGGCAAACGGUUCUCAAGGUGUGUUCUGUGAAGUGCAGCCAACGGACCGUCAGAGGCUGGAGUUUUUGACAAAACUGGGCUUCCUGGAGAUCCUCAGAGGAGAAGCCAGGAGCAGGGAGGGAGUGGUGAUGGGAAGGCUGCUCUGAACAUAAAACACACACACACACACACAUCUCUCACACACGAACACAUACACGCGCACUCACAUGGUCACACACAUACUGAGGGAGUUAGAAAAUUCUUAAGGGACAGUCCUGGAUUCCUGUGAGUCUGUGUGGCAGUAAUGGGGAUGAGCCCAGAGAUUUCUGAGGGAUUUACAAAAUAUAAAAUAAGCUUUGAAUUUAAACCUUGAGCAGAGCUGUGCUAAUCUUCCGUGGCUUCUACCCCUGGCUGAGGAUUACAAGAUUUAGUCAAGUUUCAAGGAAGUCCGUAAAAGAAUAGGCUGAUAUGGGAGCAGAGUGCUAGAUCACAGCAGCAACAAAGUUCUCCUUUGUGGGACGUGUUAUUCAAUCAUAUGAAUAUUUUUUUUUAAGUGGCUAUAAUCAAUAUUUUUUAGUAACAAUGGAUCACAUGACUUCUUGUAUGUGAAGGGGGUUGAUCAUAGUGACUUGGAGAGCUCACAGAGAAAUAUCAUUCCACGGCAGUUCUCCUCAGCUCCGCGGCACGUUUUAGCAUCUUUCAGCUCAUUGUUUUGUUUUUCCGGCCCACAACUUUACUGUUUCCUUCACUGUUGGAGCCUUCAACAGUUCCAAGCGUCUUUUUUCAGCGAAAAAGCUUGGAGAGUUGGAUGUGGCUUCAAGGAUCUACCCUGCUGAAGUGUCCCUAAGCAAGGCCCUAAAACCUUACCUUAGUCAGACAUGACCUCUGACCUAUCUGGAGAGUGGCAAAUAUUAAACCCACAAAAACCAUGUAAAAAAACAUGUGGUUUUAUGAGGGGCUAUGUGCCAGACUCUUUCUUGGCCAUAAUUAGUAAGUUACUUCAAGUUACUGUGUGGUUGCCAGACAGGCAGCGGAGACAUUUUGUCUUUUGUACAGAUUAAACAAAAGAGAUAUAACUUGUUACUUAGUGAACUUUUAGUGGUGCAGGUAGGUUGAUUUUGUUUCCUUUGGACGGAGCCAGGCUAGCUGUUUCCCACCAUUUCCAGUCUUUGUGCUAAACUAAGCUACAUAUUUAGAGUACAGACAUGAGAAUAAGGGUAUUUCCCAAAAUGUCAAAAUAUUCCUUUAAGAUCACAUAAAAUAAUCACCUCCUGAUCAUGACCACAGUUAAGCUGCUAUGGUCCGUCUUGUGCUCUGCUCCCUCUCUGCUUCGUGUAAACAAUCAUUUUUUUAAUUAAAAGUUAGGAUGUUGUUUUUCUAGCUCCUGUCCUGUUGGUUAAAUGGUCUGCUAACACGGGACCAGACCCAGGCACAGUGUCACUGUCUACACCUGUUUAGGUUAGAUGAAUGUUUACAUGCAUGAAGAACAAAUGAUUGUGUGGCUGUUCACAUAGUGGGAGUACAUGUUCUGACACUGACACAAACAUAAACAUAUAAUUUCAAUGGAAUUCUCUAACAUGGCAACAUUAAUGAAGAUCUUUUAUUCGGCUUUUCUCAGCCAUCAUACAGUAGCUGUAAGGUCUU
This is a messenger RNA of Xiphias gladius (swordfish), 4032 nucleotides long. Its product is annotated as protein O-GlcNAcase. The record is from RefSeq and is a predicted model, not a curated record. Bases 129 to 2555 code for a protein of 808 amino acids. Gene Ontology annotation, molecular function: beta-N-acetylglucosaminidase activity. Gene Ontology annotation, biological process: glycoprotein metabolic process. The transcript is spliced from 17 exons. Lineage: Eukaryota; Metazoa; Chordata; Actinopteri; Istiophoriformes; Xiphiidae.